CAUGGUCAAGGUUGGAUACCAAAUUAGUAAACGAGCACCGAAUCCGAUCAUUUCUCCCCUUGUUCAGCUACCGCCAUGGAAUCGAAUGACAUGCAAGUCGAUGUCGUGCCCAACAUCGUCCACGUCCCGCUUCCAGUGCUACCAUCUGUGCCACCGCCUCCAGACUCGUACGACGAUCAUCGUGGUACAAACAUUCCUAUUAUCAUCGACAACGGGUCUACCACCUUCCGCUGGGGUUUUGCUGACUCAGAGGUGCCUAGAUUUGGACCUAAUGCUAUAUCCAAGUACAAGGAACGAAAGACGAAUAAACCUCUCCUUCUUUUCGGCGAAGCCAUUGAUGUAGAAAGUGGGGCUAAAGCACAGACGAGAACCGCUUGGGAAGGCGACGUCCUGCUGAACUUUGAUGCUUUGGAGAAUGCCCUGGAUUAUGCGUUUGUCAAUCUUGGGCUCGAUACGCCCACUGUGGAACAUCCUGUGUUAAUGACGGAAAGGUUGAGCACACCGUUGCACUCAAGGGCUCUGACUUCGGAGCUGAUGUUCGAACAAUAUUCGGUCCCAGCCUUGUCGUACUGUAUCGACGGGCUGAUGUCAUUUUAUGCAAACAACAGAAAACCGGAAACUAGCAACCCUUUCCAGUUUGAAGAAGAUGGUCUGUGCAUAUCUUUUAAUACAGCUUCGACCGCUGUGAUGCCUAUACUGAAUGGAAAGGGUGUUCUGAGCCAUGCAAAACGCAUACCUUGGGGGUCGCUUCAAUCUUCGGAGUACCUCUUGAAGCUCAUCCAACUCAAGUAUCCCAACUUCCCGACACGUGUCACGACAACGCAAUCUAAUUGGAUGCUGCGAAACUUUUGCGAUGUAUCGACUGACUACUCGGCGCUUCUCAAGUCUUUAACAGACCCUCUCAAACUGCGUGCAUCGGAGACCAUCAUACAGUUCCCCUUUGCACUCCAUGUAGCUGAAGAGAAGACGGAAGAGGAGCUGGCCAGAAUUGCAGAAAAACGGAAAGAGCAAGGACGAAAACUUCAAGAAUUAGCGGCAAAAACGCGAAUGGAAAAGCUGUUGCAAAAGGAGAACGAUCUUCAACACCUGUUGGAGCUCAGAGAAUCCAGGGCCGAAGAUGGAAAGAGAGAAUGGAAUAACAAAUUGUCCGCUGAGGGCUUUGAUGAUGACGCUCAGUUGGAUGAGACGAUCAAAAAGUUGGAGUCUGACCUCAAGAAAGCCAGAAAGAAAGAAGCUGCAGACGGUGGAGAUGAUCCUAUGGAAGAACCUUCUUUCCCGCUCGUGGACGUUCCGGAUGCCGAUUUAGACGACGAAGGUCUCAAGGAAAAGAAGAAGCAAAAGCUGAUCAAGGCGGGAUACGAAGCACGUGCACGAGCAAGGCGCGAAAAGGAACGCGAAAAGGAGGAAAAGGAACGUGAAGAGAAACGGGAGGAAGAGGAACGUGAAGCAGAUUUGGGCGGGUGGUCCAGAAAGCUGCGACAAGAGCAAGAAGCUCUCAUGGACCGAAUCAAAAAUCGUUCAAGGAGAAAAGCUGCGUUGAGCGAUAGAAAGAGUGCCGCCGCUCAGGCGAGGAUGAAGAGCAUUGCAAACCUCGCUGCAGAUGACAGGAUAUCCAAAAAGAAAAGGAAAGGGGUGGGAGAGGAUACGUUCGGUGCUGAUGAUGCCGACUGGGCGAUCUAUCGAAAAAUAAACACCGCUGCACCUUCAUCUGAUGAAGAGGAGGACCUAAUCCAAUUGCAGUUAAUCGAACAGAAGCUUUUAGCUCACGAUCCUACUUUCACGGCUCAGCAUACGCACGCGUCAAUAACGGCCCAACGGUCCGCACUGCUAACCGCUUUCAAACCUGUCUAUGAGGAGGGUGAUGUUGAGGGCAACACACGUAUUCAUUUAAAUACAGAAAAGUGGAGAGUCUGCGAAGCCUGGUUUUCGCCGGGGAUCGCAGGCGUUGAUUCUGCAGGCGUCGGGGAGGUCAUUCAGAACAUCUUGUCUCGUUUCAGUGAUGCCGAAAAGGCGAGACUCGUCAAGAACAUAUUUCUCACUGGGUCACCUUCGCAGUUUUCUGGGAUGAUCCCAAGACUGCAUAACACUCUAAGGCCCUUACUUCCCCAGGACAUGCCGGUCAACAUUGUAAGGGCGGCAGAUCCAUCCUUAGAUGCGUGGAAAGGCAUGUCCUUGUUCAGUGUAACCUCGGAGUUCGAGAAGACUUGCUUUACCAAAGCCGAAUACGAGGAGCACGGUCCAGAGAAGAUCAGGAAGUGGUGGGGAAGUAAUUGGAACAACUCGUAUAUAUAGCUAACGUGCAUCUCUUCCCUGUACAUCUUUAUUGAGCUUCUGUGCUUCUUGGGAUGCGAUGCUUUCAGCUUAAUUCUAGACCUCAAUCUUACGAAUACGCGCUCCCCUUUCUACCGAUUCCAAGUAUCACAAAACGCUGGUCGUAAAUAAGUGCGAGUUGACAUGUUUGAAGUACGGACCACAAGCAUCGGAACUGACAGGAUCUUGAACGCGUGGAACAUAGGACGAGAGCUCUAAAUUGACGGAGACCCGGGCUUGUUUAAUGUUAGGUCAACGCGGAA
Desarmillaria tabescens is the source of this 2573-nucleotide messenger RNA. RefSeq names its product chromatin remodeling complex subunit. Gene Ontology annotation, biological process: regulation of DNA-templated transcription. The transcript has 16 exons. NCBI's taxonomy places the organism in Eukaryota, Fungi, Basidiomycota, Agaricomycetes, Agaricales, Physalacriaceae. The record is from RefSeq and is a predicted model, not a curated record. Gene Ontology annotation, cellular component: cytoplasm; Ino80 complex. Bases 76 to 2292 code for a protein of 738 amino acids.